Molecule: messenger RNA, 1846 nt
Organism: Linepithema humile (Argentine ant)
Lineage: Eukaryota; Metazoa; Arthropoda; Insecta; Hymenoptera; Formicidae
Product: serine protease snake-like
Biological process (GO): proteolysis
Molecular function (GO): serine-type endopeptidase activity
Source: RefSeq, a predicted model, not a curated record
UGGAAAUUUUUUAUUUCUAAAUAGCACUAUGUAUACAUAUUAAAAUAGUUUGUAGCAGUUCAAGAUAAUUCUAUAGCGGUUCUACAUAUUUCUUGAUAGAUCAAUAUUCACGUUAAUAUGUAGUCAACAGUUUAAUACAGCGUAAGACGAAUCCAAUUCAAUUUAUCACAGUCGAUAUUGCUACGGGAAGUUAAAUUUAACUUAAGUUAUAUCUUUUGCCGUUAAAUUUAAUAAGAUCUGUUUACAGUAUUAUUACGAGCAAGCCACGUGCACGUAUUCAGGGAUGUAACGUUUGUUCUAAGAUUAUUUGUAUAAGGAAGGAAAAAUUAAUAUGUAAAACUAGCUUAGAAAAAUCAUAAGAGAAGAAAAUAAAAGUUUUUUUUACAAAUACAAAUUAGUAUUUUAAGAUAGCAAAGAGAUACGAAAAGAUUUCUGUUUUAUAGGAUGUGUUAUUUAAUCAAUACGUUUUGAACACAGUGUUCAUAGUGUAAACACUCAUGCAUUGGUAAAGGUAGAAAAACAUAAUGCUAUUUUCCUAUAACAUAUUUAUCUAUUAUUAAAAUGCAGUUCCUACUUAUUAGAAACAAACUUAAACAUUUUAAGAAGUAUAUAUUUUUUUAAAAUAUAGAAGAAGAUGUAGCGGAUACGGCAUUGGCUCUACAAUUCCGAUAAUAUCAUGUUAAUGACGUUUUUACUCACGAAUUACUAAUUGCUAAUAAACGACUUUAUUACAUACAAUCUAUGUACACUUCGUCAUCCAUCGUAUUUAAGACGAGAAUUUGCGUCGACAGUUUUUAUUCGAAAAAAGUACUAAUACGGCGAGUGUAAUCAGAACUGCAAUAUGUAUAGAAAAUUCGCAACCGCAUUAUUUGUUAUCGUUUUAUUUAAGAAUUCCACACCGCGAAAAAGUGAAGAAAAAUGUAAGGAAUACGCUGCUUUAGUUUAUGAAAGCGAGGAUUCACCAAUUUUGCGUAUUAAUGCCGGCUCGAAUAAAGUUUCUCGUUGCACGAUUGUUGAAACGCCUUUAAUAGUCGGCGGAGUUCCAGUAAAGCCCGUGGAAUUUCCACACAUGACGGUAAUCGGUUACGGUAAGGAAGGUGAUAUAUCCUGGCAAUGCGGAGGAAGUAUUAUCUCCGAGAAUUUUAUUUUGACAGCAGCACAUUGUAUGGAAUCGCCAGACAAAGGCCCCGCUGCCAAAGUGCGAGUUGGCUUGAUCGAUUUAUCAACGCCGGAUGAUGUUAUGCAAGAGAGGGACAUUGUGGAAAGAAUUAAACAUCCAGACUACAAAUCUUCCAUUAGGUACCAUGAUAUAGCUUUAUUGAGACUUGAUCGAUCGUUGGAAUUGAAUUCUCGAGUACGACCCGCAUGUCUCGAAGUAAAUUCACAAAUUCCUGGCAAAAGUGCCAUUGCUUCUGGAUUUGGAAAAACUUCUUAUGAAUCUACCAUUGGCAGCAACGAAUUAAUGAAAGUCCAGUUAAAUUAUAUUUCUGAAGAUGAUUGUAAAAAGAGUUAUGCUGAUGAUAUCGGUAUUAAGGGAAUAAUGCCUCAAGGCUUGAUACCAAAUUUACUUUGUGCUGGCAUAAUGGAAGGUGGUAAAGAUACUUGCCAGGGUGACAGCGGUGGUCCAUUGCAAAGGAUUCUCACAGAACCAUAUUGCAUGUAUAGCAUCGUGGGUGUGACAAGUUUUGGAAAAUUUUGCGCUUUUAAAUCUAUGCCCGCGAUAUACACCAGAGUUAGUUCUUAUCUUGACUGGAUUGAGAAUAUAGUCUGGUCGUGAAUAAAAAUAUAUGUACAUUAGUAUGUGUGCCAAAUUCUAAUUUUAAUUUCUAACAAGUUCAAAGAAUUA